AUGGAUGACGUACGCUUUCGUUCGCAGCACUCGCCGCGGAACGAAGCGUCGAUGGCCAGUUUCGUCUCGCCUCCUCGCAACGGCGGUCGUAUCCCCCAGCAAACCUCCCAUGAUCAACGGGGCAACAUGCCACGAAGAUUCACAACCGAUUCUAGUCGAGUGCCGACUCUUUCGUCAAUGACUGCAGCGUUGACCUCGCCUCCAAGAGGCCUUGGGUUGGAUUCCACCCCAGACUACAAUAACAUAGAGCAAAAGAAACUUGAGUAUGAGAGGAUUCGUGAACAGAGGAGGCGCUUCGAGUUGGAGAUGCAAAGGCUUGAUCAGCAGCAGCGCCGCGAAGCCCAAGAGUUGGCUCAGAUGGAGGAGGAAAUUCGAAUUGCAGGACAUCAGUCCGAACCGACAACACCUCCAGAAUACCGGGAUAAUUCGGGUUUCCCAUCUAUCUUCUCGCGGCCAAACCGUUAUUCGACUUCCAGCCUUGCGUCUCCCCCGGGCUUCAACCGUCCAGCUCGAUCUGGAUCACAGUUAACAUCCCCACCAUCUGGGUUGACGCAGCAAAGAUAUGGGUUUGAUGAGAGAGCAAUGCCCUCUCGCUCGGACCCGAAUACGAGGCGUAACAGUGACGACGAAGAAAAAGAAGAGGCCGUGCGACAGGACCCGACUAGUCAUAGGUCCACAAAUGCGUCGCGUAACGGAUUGUACGAUAUGAACCUUGACCAAACCAAUACAACCCGUUUCCUAUUUGGAGACGACGAGCCCAAUUCACUGCCUCGUGGCCGCACACCGGACGACAACUUCCCCACCCUCGUGCGUCGAGAGGAUCAAAUGCUUUCUGCAUCUUCAGCUGCACUCGAUCUUGCCUUGUCCCCGUCACCCAAUCCUGAAAAGUCCAACGGCUGGAAUCGUGUUAACCGUCAUCGGCACCAACAGAGCAUGUCAGCGAUCAACGGAUCAUCGUCUAGCAAAUCCAACGAAGUCAUCACUAUCGGUAAUCGACCUCAGUCUUUACGUCAUUCUCUUGAUCUCAAGUACAUCUCAGAGAGCCCAGCAGAGCCUUCAUCUGUCGCUAUGUCACCCCAGAGCAGCCAUAUGGCAUCCCCUCCUCGCCUUCAGAGCUCUUUCUCAGCCAACGAUGUGCCUACUGUUAAGAACACGUCCGGGUCGUCUAUAUUGUCAGGCAAUGCCAAUAAUCACGCUCAGCAACACUUCCACAAUCAUAAUGCCAACAUGGGCCGGAUCCCAGCUGGUGCAAUGCCCUCACGUCAUAAUCGUGAGCUGUCGAGUGACAACAGCAUGAAUAAUGGCCGCGAGCAGUCUAAUGGCUUUCAGUCUAUCCAGUCCGCUCUGCAGGCGAGUGCUGCACCCUUUGGCCCGAGUCUUACCACCGCAGUACAAGUUAGCUCGGCUACCGCCAUUUCUGGCCCUUCGACCACGGCUACAGCCAACUCUUUUAGCACCUUUUAUACACCAAAUGGAUAUGGCUCCAAUGCGACUGGUUCAAGUGGCAGCUUCGGCAUGCCAAAGCUUACGGCAGGGAUGCAGCAGAUGAGCAUGAACGGUGUUAACGGGGCCACCUUGUAUCCUGCUCAGAACUACACUGGAUAUGGCUCAUUGUCAUACAAUCAGGGUGCUGGUCAGCCGCGAGACAGCCAAGCCCGCGUUAUCCAACAUCGGCGUCAGCUCGACAAUGAAGCCAUGUCUCGCUAUCAAAACAUGCCUCUUGAAUCCUUCCGAGGACAAAUUUAUGAACUGUGCAAGGACCAACACGGCUGCCGCUAUCUCCAAAAGAAGUUAGAGGAACGCAAUCCCGAACAGGUUCAUAUGAUUUGGCUCGAGACCAACCAACAUGUCAUCGAGCUCAUGACGGACCCCUUUGGUAAUUAUUUGUGCCAAAAGCUCCUCGAGUUCUGCAAUGACGAUGAGCGCACUGUUUUGAUUCAGAAUGCAUCGCAGGAUAUGGUGCGUAUUGCGCUCAACCAGCAUGGAACACGAGCACUGCAAAAGAUGAUUGAAUACGUUAGCACCCCUCAGCAGGUGCAUCUUAUCAUUGAGGCUCUACGAUUUCGCGUUGUUGAGCUUAUUCAGGAUCUCAAUGGCAAUCACGUUAUCCAGAAGUGCCUGAACAAGCUUACAUCGCUCGAUGCCCAGUUCAUUUUCGAUGCUGUUGGCAACAACUGCGUCGAGGUAGGCACCCACAGACACGGUUGCUGUGUGCUGCAACGCUGCAUCGAUCACGCCUCUGGUGAGCAGAAGCCUUGGCUAGUCGGACGUAUCACAGAACACGCACGUAUCCUCGUGCAGGAUCCUUUCGGCAACUAUGUUGUUCAGUAUAUCAUUGAUCUCAAUGAGCCAAGUUUCACAGAGCCCAUGGUUGCCAUGUUCCAAGGCUGCAUCAGCCAACUUUCACGGCACAAGUUCAGUUCCAAUGUCAUCGAGAAGUGUUUGCGGUGCUCCCAGGCGCCAUCCAAGGACAUGAUUGUUGAAGAGCUGCUUGCACCCCAGGAGAUGGAGCGGCUACUUCGUGACUCCUUCGCCAACUACGUUAUUCAAACCGCUCUUGAAUUUGCCACGCCUCACCAGAAGUACCGUCUAGUUGAAUCGAUUCGACCCAUUCUGCCACAGAUCCGUACAACGCCUUAUGGCCGCCGCAUUCAAGCAAAGGUUUCAGCUUAUGAUAACCGCGGAAGUGCAGCCUCCAGUGGUCAGGUUACACCUGCAGAUAAUACCCAAGGCCAGAUCCCUCUCCGUCAGGGCCAUAACCGUGGCAUGUCAGGAAAUGCUCCAAUGUUGCCGAGCAAUGGCAUCACAAAUGGAGGAUUGACUGGGCUUGGAGCCAACCAAGGUGUUCGUCAGGGCGUGGCAUCGUAUCCUAACAGCUCUGUCCUGACAGUUCCUCCUCCAUCCGGGUCAGCCCCUGUUCAGCAACCUCAAAGCCAGCAGCAACAGUCUCAGUUCAACCAAAGAGCACCAGGUAGUUUCACACCGUCACAUUCUGCAAAUGCGUCUGUGGAUGCCAGCGGCGAGACUCGCUGGGUGUAA
Molecule: messenger RNA, 3039 nt
Organism: Metarhizium acridum CQMa 102
Lineage: Eukaryota; Fungi; Ascomycota; Sordariomycetes; Hypocreales; Clavicipitaceae
Source: RefSeq, a predicted model, not a curated record